AUGAGUCAAGGUCAAAAUCCCUAUGGUAAUCCAUAUCCACCAGAAGGUGGUUAUCCUGGAUAUCCAACUCAACAGUUUGGAGGAUAUGCAGGUCAACCCGGUGGGUAUCCAGUGCCACCUCCCAAUGCCUACGGUCAAAAUACAACAGCGUAUCCACCACCUCCACCUGUUUUACCACGUCCAGAUGUUCCUAAAGAAGAACACACGGAUAUUGAAAUAUAUAUGCAACAGGAAGAAGGGAAAGAAAAUUUCCUAAAGAAUGAUGAGCAUGGUACUGGUGAAUGGGGAAACUUUAAUGGUCUUGAAAGCAAAGAAAUUCGUCGAGUUUUUAUUCGAAAGGUUUAUUCGAUUCUUUCAAUUCAAUUGUUGAUUACGUUUGGUAUCAUCGCUUUGUUUCACUUUACACCAGCAAUUCGAGGAUAUGUUCGAAGUAGUGAAGGUCAAUGGCUCUAUUGGACGUCCUAUGUCGUAUUUCUGGUAACAUACAUCGCAUUAGCUUGCUGUCGUAGUGCUGGACGACGAUUUCCAACGAAUAUGAUUUUACUCGGAAUAUUGACACUUUCAAUGAGCUACAUGAUGGGGAUGAUUUCGGCGGUCUACACCAUUGAUUCAGUCUUGAUUGCUGUUGGCAUUACAGUCUUUGUUUGUUUGGGUGUAACAUUAUUUUCCUUCCAAACAAAAUUCGAUUUUACAUCAUGUAUGGGCGUUAUCUUCGUUAUUUCGUUGGCAUUAUUGGGCUUUGGAAUUGUUUGCAUCUUUGUACAAUCAGAUAUCAUGUUCAAAGUCUAUGCUGGUCUCGGAGCUGUUGCUUUUUCAAUCUUCUUGGCUGUUGAUACUCAACUAAUUAUGGGAGGUAAACGACACGAAAUCAGUGCUGAAGAUCACAUUUUUGCUGCAUUGAUGCUUUAUAUCGAUGUUGUUUACAUCUUUUUAUAUAUUCUUUCAUUACUGGGUAACCGAGAGUGA
Messenger RNA from Adineta ricciae, 966 nucleotides. NCBI's taxonomy places the organism in Eukaryota, Metazoa, Rotifera, Eurotatoria, Adinetida, Adinetidae. The record is from the annotation of a GenBank genome assembly.